This is a messenger RNA of Coccomyxa subellipsoidea C-169, 1344 nucleotides long. RefSeq lists its product as hypothetical. Bases 1 to 1344 code for a protein of 447 amino acids. Lineage: Eukaryota; Viridiplantae; Chlorophyta; Trebouxiophyceae; Coccomyxaceae. The record is from RefSeq and is a predicted model, not a curated record. The transcript is spliced from 8 exons. Gene Ontology annotation, biological process: regulation of DNA-templated transcription. Gene Ontology annotation, molecular function: DNA-binding transcription factor activity.
AUGGUGACGAUGGGGACCAAGAUGCCCUUCCCUGAGGAGCUGGAGCUCCACUCCUUCCUCGAUCUCAACCUGCCCGUCACGGACCUGGACCCGUUCACGGCGCACACUGACUGGCUCAAUACCCUUCCGAGCCCAAAUCAUUCUGCAGACGUCAGCGAGAACAGUCUGAACGGAAGUGGUUCUUCGCACUAUCCGUUCGACGACCUCUUCGUGACGACGGACACCUUCCCCGUGGGCUCCAAGCACGAAAUACCGGCUGCCGAGUCCCCCGCUAGGAUCGGCCUGAAGAAGGAGGCCAAAUCCAACUCGAAUGCCAGCAGGGGCAGUGCAGACGGGAGCGCAGGGACAACACCCAAGCCCAAGGGCCAUCGCACAGCCGCUGCCAUGGAAAGAAACAGGCGGGGCGCCCGCAAAUUUAGGGAGCGCCAGAAGCAAAAGUUUAUGGACCUGACGAAUCGCGUGGAGAUGCUGGAGACAGAGCUGAUCGCGAUGAAGCUCUGUAAGCUCAAGAUGGAGGCCGACAAGACGCAGGUGGAGCUGCACGCAAAGCAGAUGGAGAAGACGCUGAGUGCCUUGCAGGCCGCGCACAGCUCUGAGGAACACCAGGGGGAUGACGCGGCGGAGGAGUUGGGAUCACAUGCGGUGACGAACGGCAGCGACAGUGUCUACAUCUCAGUGCCUGACAGCAGCCCGAUGCCGGCCGACAUGCACACCAUCAAGGGCCUAUCCUACACACAGGCGUUUGGGAUCUACAAGAGUUACGUGGCUGCACUGCGGCAGUGUCUGUCUGAGUUGGAGCAGGACAGUGCCAGUCAGGCUUCCCUGCAGAGAGUUGGAACCCUCGUCCAUGACCUGACGGUGUUCGCAUCGAGGAUGCAGGCGACCAGCACAGUCCCCCUGUGGCAACUCUACCACAAGCAGGAGUGCUGUCUGGACCCCACAACCUCCUUUGAGUUUGAGCGUGACCUACUGAGCACGCUGGACUUGGGCGACGACCAGAGGGCGGCGCUGGUGGCUGCGCAGAGGCGCUACCGCGGCGCGCUGCGAGCCCUGGCCAAGGAGCGCGCCACCAUCAACGCUGCCAUGGCCGCUGCAGCCGCGCCCGGCAAGGACGGCCUGAAGAAGGCGCACGAGGCCAUGUGGGCGCUGAAGGGCAGCCUUGCCAAGGAGCCCAGGUACACGGAGGCGUUCCUGAGCGCCUGCAUGCGCGCGCUGAUGCCGCUGCAGACUGCCAAGCUCAUCGUGGCCUUCUUCCCGCGCACUGUGUGGCCCGAUUUCAGCACCAUCUGCGCUAGCAUAGCGCUGGACGCCGGUGACAACAGCGUUCUGGACGGCCCCGUCUGA